AGUUCUCAAACGCUUUGACCUAUUCAUUUUCACGUAAGCAAUCCUAUCCAUGAUAAAAUUCCAUAGCAACGAUUUGAAAACGCCUGUUAAAACUUUGACGGAGCUGUAAUGAUGCGAACUCUGUAAACAACGUAUAAUAUUUUUACCUCGAAUUUCUGUAUGCAAGUUUGAAUGCACUAUAUUGUGAAUGAAAUAAUACUAUCAACGACAUGGAUACUGUUGGAAAUAUUCAGUAUGUUUACCAGAAGAAACGCAGUAAAUUUGGACGCCCGUUCCUUUUGCACGAUGAAGUUCCAAAUACUUUGAAUAUUUUCCCUGAUAAAUCACUUUUUGAUGACUAUAUUCUCAAGAAUCCUGUGGAACAAGCAAGUCAGUGUGGGCCUGUGUUUGCUAGAUGUGAGGUGAACACAGUACGGGCAGAAUACACCCAGCAUGGGAUGAACCACACGGAAGGUGGUUGGCCUCGCGAUGUCAAUCCCGCGGACGAGGAGCAGGCGAUACGUUACCGCAAGAAAGUCGAAAAAGAUGACAUGUACCUUCAUGCUUUAUCUCAGCUUUCACACUCGAUGGAGCACUACAUCCUGCAGAACAACGCCCUGAACCUCUACGAGGUGUACUUCGAGGACGUGGAGGAGACGGCAGUCCCGGAGCGGGGCUCGGCGCGCACGGUGAACGUGUACCGCGACCCCAGCUCGGUGAAGCGCCCCGUCACGUACCUGUCGUGGUCGCCCGACGGCGGCUCCAAGGUCGCGGUCACCCACUGCAACCUGGAGUUCCAGCGCGCUCCCGCGGACCUCAGCACCCAUUCCUACAUAUGGGACGUGGAGAACCCCAACAAGCCGCAGAUGACGCUGAAGCCGACGGUGCCGCUGGCGUCGCUGGAGUACAACCCCAAGGACCCCAACGUGCUGGUGAGCGGCAUGUUCAGCGGGCAGGUGGCCUUCUGGGACACGCGGCGCCUGCCCUCGCCGGCCGAGGUCAGCGCGCUGGAGCCCAGCCACCGCGACCCCGUGCACAGCGUGCUGUGGCUCAGCAGCAAGUCGGGCACCGAGUUCUUCUCCGCCACCACGGACGGCCUGGUGAAGUGGUGGGACACGCGCAAGAUCAGCGAGCCGAGCGAGACACUGAUCCUGGACGUGGUGAAGGCGGGAGAGGAGCAAGACCUCAGCCGCGCGGUGGGCGCAUCGGUGCUCGAGUACGAGCCCACCAUCCCCAUCCGCUUCAUGGUCGGCACGGAGAACGGGUCCGUGAUCAGCUGCAAUCGCAAGGGCAAGACUCCAGCAGAGAAGAUGAUAGCGAAAUACUCAGCUCAUGUGGGACCGGUGUACGCUCUCCAACGCAACCCAUCAUUUGUAAAGAACUUCCUGACCAUCGGAGACUGGACAGCUCGCAUCUGGUCCGAAGACUGCAAAGAUUCUGCCAUUAUGUGGACCAGUAACCACCGCCACAGACUGACGUACGGAGCCUGGAGUCCCGUCAGAACUUCCGUGUUCUACACCACGAGGACUGACGGCUCGCUGGACGUCUGGGACAUCCUGCAGCAGCAGCGGGAGGCUCUUCUGACCUUCAAGAUGUGCGAUCAGCCUCUGAAGUGCCUGAGGGUCCACGAAAACGGCCAGCUGAUAGCCGUGGGGAGCAGCACUGGCACUACCUACCUGGUGGAAGUCUCGGACAACUUCGUGACCUCGCAGCGCAACGACAGGUCCCUACUGACAGCUAUGCUGGACCGCGAGAGCCGGCGGGAGAAGAUCCUGGAGGCGCGCACCAGGGAGAUACGCCUGCGCCAGAGGGCGCGCGCCGACAUGGCCGCCAAGGCCCUGCAGCAGGCGGCGGCCGCGCCAGACGACGCCCCGCACCGCAGGGAGUCCAUCGUCCAGGAGGUGGAGAAGACCACGGCGGACGAGUUCAUGGCGAUGGUCCAGGAGGAACUACUGUCGCUGCAAGGGCAGACGCAGCCUGAAGGUCCGGACCAUCCGGAUGAGCAGUCAGCCCAAGGCGAGGCGCGGACAGCUGGGGACUAGCCCGAGGACGGGCAUUAAACAACUGGAGCUCAUUGAGCAGAUUAUGAAUCUGAACAAAAAAAAUUUCCAUGGCGCCAUGUUGCCACCUGCAAGCGAUGAGCUCAGCCCAGUCUUUCUCUCCUGCCGGCCGAGGGCGGUCGUGUCGCUGCCUUGAGGCGACCACGUGCGUGGUUCGCCUCCUCACCUCAUCUGAUUCGUGCCUCGGGCGUUUUACAGUUUUAUCAGUGGAGGAUCGUGUAAGGACGUGUACCGUGAGUAGAAUAAACCAAUUAACUGUG
Molecule: messenger RNA, 2299 nt
Organism: Bacillus rossius redtenbacheri
Lineage: Eukaryota; Metazoa; Arthropoda; Insecta; Phasmatodea; Bacillidae
Gene: Dnai2
Product: dynein intermediate chain 3, ciliary
Exons: 11
Coding region: 210-2021 (603 amino acids)
Biological process (GO): outer dynein arm assembly; cilium movement
Cellular component (GO): outer dynein arm
Molecular function (GO): dynein light chain binding; dynein heavy chain binding
Source: RefSeq, a predicted model, not a curated record